Messenger RNA from Monodelphis domestica (gray short-tailed opossum), 4244 nucleotides. RefSeq names its product protein kinase N1 (gene PKN1). The record is from RefSeq and is a predicted model, not a curated record. NCBI's taxonomy places the organism in Eukaryota, Metazoa, Chordata, Mammalia, Didelphimorphia, Didelphidae. Gene Ontology annotation, molecular function: ATP binding; protein serine/threonine kinase activity; small GTPase binding. Gene Ontology annotation, biological process: protein phosphorylation; signal transduction.
AGGCCGCCUCUUCUCCAGAGCUGGCAGAGCUUUAGGGGCUGUUCCCAGAGAGCCCCAGGCUACCCCCAGUGAUAUCCCAGGGCCAAGGGUUAACUGUGCCGAGGUCAAGGACGGGUCUCAGGCCUGCCUACCCCACCGCCACCGCCUUCGAUUCGGUGAGCGCCUGGGGGGUGGGGGUGGGGGUGGGGUUAGGAUGCUAGAGCUGAGAGGGACCUUCGAGGUCUCCUAGCCCAACCCCGUCCUUGUAGGAAAGUAAGAAGCUGAGAGGUUCCAUUUAUAAGCGGCAGUUGUAGAAAUUUGAACUCGUUUUUAGACUCCCAAGUCCUGAGAUCGUCCCAUUACACCGAGCCACACGGAAGAAAACGCAGCCCUGGGACCUCUGUCACCCCUGGGUGACUCGCCUCCAGGCAGGGUUUGCAUGCUCAGGAGGCCGGGUGCACUAGGCUCGUCCACAGAGGCAGCCUUUUUAUGUGGGGCGGAGAGUUGUGGGGCUUGACCGAGGAAAAAACAGGCAAGGUGGGGGCGGGGUGAGGAGGUGUAUGUGUAGCUCCUACUAGCUAAAAACCCGAGUCCUUGCUUCCCCCAUCCUCAGGGAGCCAGGAGGUGCUGGGGACUACGCCCUCCCUCCUUCGCCCCCCCUUACUCCCCCACCCCACCCAGCGCAGGCUCUGUCCAAAGCAGACCCGGAGUCUGUCCCUCCCCUCAACUCCCACCCCUGCCGCCAGCCAGGGCAGAGAGCAGCCCCAGGCCCCACGCGCUCCACCCCGCUCCCAGCUCAGCCCGGUCUCCCCCCGCCCUCCCUUUUCCCCCAGUCACGUGACCAUCCCGGCUACAUCUCGGACUGGCAAGAGAGUCGGACUCUGGGGCCGUCUGGUGUUGGGGGGCGGUGACAGUAGCGAGCGCGGCGCGCGCGCGCGGCCCGAACUAACAGGAUGGAACGCGCCCGGGAGGGCUCUCAACGCUCCUGCCCCCCUUCUCCUCCUCCUCCUCCCCGCGCCUAGAACCAAGGAGUUGGGGAAGCUCCCCCCAGGGGAGAAGGGAGGGAGGAGAAAGUGCGUGAUUCCGGGACCACCCCCUCCACCCUAGGGACAGGGGCGGGGCACUGCCCCAAGCCCAGUGCAUGCGGCCGGUUGGGGCAUCCUAGAGGAGUCUCGGUGUCCGGCCCUCGCGCCGUGAGUGACCCUGCCGCGCGCGUGCGGGAGGGAGGAGGAGGAAGAGAAGGAAGCAGCAGCAGCAGCAGCAGCAGCCGCCGCCGCCGCCGCCGCAUCAGAACGCGGAUCCCGGCGCGGAAGGAGCCGAGAGAUGGCCAGCGACGCGCUUCAGAGUGAGCCUGGGACUUGGUCAGUGCUGGAGCAGCUAGGCCUGGCAGGAGCAGAUCUGGCAGCCCCAGGGGUCCAGCAGCGGCUGGAACUGGAAGUGGAGCGGCUCCGUCGGGAGAUCCGAAAGGAGCUGAAACUGAAAGAGGGGGCAGAAAAUCUUCGGCGGGCAACCACUGACCUAGGCCGAAGCCUGGGACCAGUAGAGCUGCUGCUAAGGGGUUCUACCCGACGCCUGGACCUGCUGCACAGCCAACUGCAAGAGCUCCAUGGCCUUGUGGUGUUACAUGAGCCCCGCCAAGCCCAGCCCCAGCUCGGCCAGGCUCAAGAUGGCCCCCAGUCCCCCAACUGCCCGGCCACCAGUCUGAGCCUGGUGGCCGGCUUGGAGAAGCAGCUGACCAUCGAGCUCAAGGUCAAGCAAGGGGCAGAAAACAUGAUCCACACUUACAGCAAUGGCAACACCAAGGACAGGAAGCUUCUGCUCACAGCCCAGCAGAUGCUGCAGGACAGUAAGACCAAAAUCGACAUCAUCCGCAUGCAGAUUCGAAAGGCCUUACAGGCUGGACAGCUGGAGAAUCAGGGCCCGGAGGAGUCACAUGGGGGCCCGGACCUGGGGGCGGUGGAGCUGCGCAUCGAGGAGUUAAGGCACCAUUUCCGAGUGGAGCACGCGGUGGCCGAGGGUGCGAAGAACGUGUUGCGCCUGCUCAGUGCUGCCAAAGCCCCGGACCGCAAGGCUGUGUCCGAGGCCCAGGCCAAGCUGACAGAGUCCAGUCAGAAGCUGGCGCUGCUUCGGGCAGCCUUGGAACUGCGCCUUGGGGAGCUGCCAGCGGAGCACCCCAAAGGGAGACUGCUGCUGGAGGAACUGGCGAUGGCUUCAUCUUCGACCUUCAGCACUCGCAUUGGCCCCUUCCCUGCCACGCACUACAGCACACUCUGCAAACCCUCACCGCUUACAGGGACACUGUCAGUUCGUGUGCUAGGCUGCAGUGGCCUUCCUGAGACUGUCCCUUGGAGUUCUCCCCCAACUUCAGGGAGCUCGGGCACCUCUGAAAGCCGGCCCUUCCUGGGCCGCCCAGCCAGAGGCCUCUAUAGCAGAAGUGGCAGCCUCAGUGGCAGGGGCAGCAUCAAGACGGAGGAGCCAACCAACGAAGUCAGUGCUGUGCUCAAGGUAGACAACACAGUGGUGGGCCAGACACCAUGGAAGCCGUGUGGCCCUAAUGCCUGGGACCAGAGCUUCACUCUGGAGCUGGAAAGGGCCCGAGAGCUCGAACUCUCUAUAUUCUGGAGGGACCAUCGUGGCCUGUGUGCCCUUAAGUUCUUGAAACUUGAGGAUUUUUUGGACAACCAGAGACAUCAGGUGCAAUUAGAGUUGGAGCCUCAAGGUUGUCUUCUGGCAGAGGUCAUCUUCCACAACCCAGUUAUUGAGCGGAUCCCAAGACUCCAGAGGCAAAAAAAGGUGUUUUCCAAGCAGCAGGGGAAAGCUUUUCUUCGGGCCCGGCAAAUGAACAUUGACAUUGCCACAUGGGUGCGACUCCUUAGGCGGCUUCUUCCCAGCCCCAAUUCUACAGGCACUUUCAGCCCAGGGGCCACCACUGCUGAAGGCCGAACCUCAGGGGACAUUCCAAUUGAGAAGCUGAACCUGGACUCAGAUAGCUCCACCCAGAAAAGUCCUCUGGAUCUCCUCUCCAGCCCUUCCAGCCUUUCCAGCCCCUCCUCCCUGAGUCCCAGAAGCCAGGACACCCCACAGCCCUCGGAAUCCACGCCAGAAGACAGAGAGACCCCUGGACCCACCCCAAGCAGCCCCCUGAGGACGUCCCCCCUGAGCCUGAACGACUUCAAAUUCCUGGCGGUUCUGGGCCGAGGCCACUUUGGGAAGGUACUCCUGUCCGAGUAUCUGCCCAGCGGGGAGCUCUUUGCGGUCAAAGCCCUAAAGAAGGGGGACAUAGUGGCCCGGGACGAGGUGGAGAGCCUGAUGUGUGAGAAGCGGAUCCUGGCCGCGGUGACGGGCGCCGGCCAUCCCUUCUUGGUCAACCUGUUCGGCUGCUUCCAGACCCCCGAGCACGUGUGCUUCGUCAUGGAGUACGCGGCGGGCGGGGACCUGAUGCUGCACAUCCACAGCGACGUCUUCACAGAACCCCGGGCGGUGUUCUACUCGGCUUGCGUGGUGCUGGGCCUGCAGUUUCUACACGACCACAAGAUUGUGUACAGGGACCUGAAGUUAGACAACUUGUUGCUGGACACGGAGGGCUACGUGAAGAUCGCAGACUUUGGGCUCUGCAAGGAGGGGAUGGGCUUUGGUGACAGAACCAGCACGUUCUGCGGGACCCCGGAGUUCCUGGCUCCCGAAGUGCUCACAGACACGUCUUACACCCGGGCGGUGGACUGGUGGGGGCUGGGCGUGCUGCUCUAUGAAAUGCUGGUUGGGGAGUCCCCAUUUCCCGGAGAUGACGAAGAGGAGGUGUUCGACAGCAUUGUCAAUGACGAGGUCCGAUACCCCCGCUUCCUCUCCACAGAAGCCAUUGGCAUCAUGCGCAGGCUACUUCGACGGAACCCUGAGAGACGUCUGGGCUCAGGGGAGAGGGAUGCUGAGGAUGUCAAGAAACAGCCAUUCUUCCGGACCCUAGGCUGGGAAGCGCUACUCGCCCGCCAGCUGCCACCACCCUUCAUUCCUGUGAUCAAGGGCCGGACAGACAUCAGUAACUUCGAUGAGGAGUUCACUGGAGAGGCCCCAGCUCUGACACCACCCCGGGAAGCGCGUCCCCUCUCAGCUGCUGAGCAAGAAGCAUUCAGGGACUUUGAUUAUGUCUCUAAAGGCUGCUAGCACUGCCUUUCCCCAACGGACAAUGAAUGGACUAAAUCCUUCUAUCCAUCCCAUUCUCUGCAGUUUGUAGUUUUUAAAAGGCCUUUGGGGUUUGCCCCAUCAGAAUA